AAAUGAAUUUUGUGCCCAUGACCCAAUUCAGGCCCAAUUUCAUGAACGCCGCAACACAUAACUUUCAUGUAACGCAACACAAAUUUAGCGUCUCCGAUAGCUUACACGUUUUCACCAUUUUCUCUUCAGGCAUGGCUUCGAAGCUCCUUCAUAACCGACUAAGAUCCCUCUGUAGAGUCUCACAACUCAGCAAUAUUCGUUACUCCAAUUCCAUUUUCUCCACUUCACAAAAUCAUGCACAAUGUCGAUUUUAUUCGGAAGCUUCUCAACAAACUCCGUUAAAUCCUCCACCACCUCCCUCACCUAAUAAUACCUCCAAUACAACUUCUUCAACUAGUUCUCUCAAUGAAUUUGAACUUGCUAAAUUCUCCUCCAUUGCCGAAACCUGGUGGGAUGCUGAAGGACCCUUUAAGCCAUUACAUCUGAUGAACCCUACAAGACUUGCUUUCAUUAGGUUCACUCUUUGUCGGCAUUUCAGAAAGGAUCCAAAUUGCACGAGACCUUUUGAAGGACUAAAGUUUAUUGAUGUUGGUUGUGGAGGCGGAAUUUUAUCUGAGCCUUUGGCUCGAAUGGGAGCUACGGUCACUGGAGUUGAUGCUGUAGACAAAAAUAUUAAGAUUGCUCGGCUUCAUGCGGAUUUGGAUCCGCAGACUUCUUCAAUUGAAUAUCGGUGCACAACAGCUGAAAGCCUGGUUGAAGAACAGAGACAAUUUGAUGCUGUGAUUGCGCUUGAGGUGAUUGAGCAUGUAGCAGAUCCUGCUGAAUUCUGCAAAUCACUAUCAGCAUUGACCAUUCCUGGUGGUGCUACAGUUAUAUCAACAAUAAACCGUUCAAUGAGAGCAUAUGCAACAGCAAUUGUUGCAGCAGAGUAUAUCCUACAUUGGCUGGACUUUACAGCUUCCCAGAGGGACACAUCAAUGGUCAAGCUUUCUAACCCCAGAAGAACUAGUUCUCAUUCUUCAGCAAGCUUCUAUAACUGUGCAAGAGCUGGCUGGAUUUGUGUACAACCCUUUGACGGGUCGCUGGUCCUUGUCUGAUGAUAUCAGUGUUAAUUUCAUUGCUUUCGGAACAAAACCCGGCAAUAGGGAUGAGACUCUAGAUUAAGUUGCAAUAAAGUUUUCAAUUUUAUUCUGCUGUCAUCUCUUAACCCAUUCUGUAAUUGUAUGUAAAUCUCUCUCAAUUUUGUUGGAUGGUGAAUGCAAUACCCAUCUGUUCUCA
Messenger RNA from Capsicum annuum, 1218 nucleotides. Its product is annotated as ubiquinone biosynthesis O-methyltransferase, mitochondrial. The transcript has 9 exons. NCBI's taxonomy places the organism in Eukaryota, Viridiplantae, Streptophyta, Magnoliopsida, Solanales, Solanaceae. Gene Ontology annotation, molecular function: 2-methoxy-6-polyprenyl-1,4-benzoquinol methyltransferase activity. The record is from RefSeq and is a predicted model, not a curated record. Gene Ontology annotation, biological process: ubiquinone biosynthetic process. Bases 3 to 1037 code for a protein of 344 amino acids.